Magallana angulata is the source of this 789-nucleotide messenger RNA. Its product is annotated as teratocarcinoma-derived growth factor 1-like. Bases 71 to 601 code for a protein of 176 amino acids. The record is from RefSeq and is a predicted model, not a curated record. Lineage: Eukaryota; Metazoa; Mollusca; Bivalvia; Ostreida; Ostreidae. The transcript is spliced from 5 exons.
GCUUAAGAUUAAAGGUUUUAACUCUUACAAGGAGGCCGAUGUUACAUACAUUCUAAGAAAGCUGAAGAAGAUGGAUACUCUUUGCCUGAUAGUGAUAUUAACACUGAACAGUAUCUACGAUGUCUUGAGUUUAAACACACCCAAAGCAGUGUCAUGUUGCAAGAAUGGUGGCAUAUGCGUCCUUGGAAGCUUUUGUAAAUGCCCAGAGUUUUUCAUCGGGAGAUACUGCCAGUAUCAUAUGGAGUACAAGGCCUGUAGACACGUUCCACAUGGGUACUGGAUACGCUCUGAUUGCGAUAAAUGCCGUUGUUUUAAUGGCAGAAUCUUUUGCAUCCCAAAAUAUUACUUCGGUUGUGAUGAUGAUGACGAACCGCUUGAUUCGACCAGAACCGUCGAUCCUUUUCGUGGAAAAACUAUCACUUUAUUUUCCAAAGACCCGGAUGUUCACCAUUCUCUAAUCCCGGAUACAGAUGUCGCUCCAACCGCCGCAGAGAAUUAUGACGAUGAGUAUUAUUAUAGUGACAAUAUGGCGGCCAGCGCUGCUCGUGCCGUCUUUCCGUUAUUCAUCUAUGCUUUGAUGCUACCCCUGGUUAUUUUAUGACGUAUGCCAUGAAGAGACAACAUCUCGACAUAUCUUUGGUGCAUCGAAUGUUUCAAUCUGUCUGUGUUGUGACUGUGCUUCCAUUUAAUAUUGACUAGAUAAUCGUUCUAUUGCUCACAAUGGAUUUGUUUGUUGUAAAAGUUGUUUUUAAUUAUGCCUUAUUUAUUGAAUACACAUAUAUAUAAUCA